Molecule: messenger RNA, 1872 nt
Organism: Racocetra fulgida
Lineage: Eukaryota; Fungi; Glomeromycota; Glomeromycetes; Diversisporales; Gigasporaceae
Source: the annotation of a GenBank genome assembly
AUUUAUCUUCAACAACUUCUUCUCAAGAUUUUGUUCUUAUCAGUCCACCGAGAAAUGUUAAUGAUUCUUACGCAACCGACCAAUCUAGUAAUAUUAGCAUUCAAGGUCAUUCUUUUGACGAUGAUGAUGCUGAAGAUCUAGAUUCUGAGGCUUCUUCGGAUUCUUUUGAUGCUAUUGAUGAUUCUCAUCAAUUAAGGGACGAUGACGAUAUUCCUAUUCAACCUUAUUCAAAACUUAGAAAUUACAAGCAUUAUCAAUUCAGUUUUCCUGUCACGUUUCGUGUCAUGUAUAUCGGCUCGGAUCCUUCUGGCGAGUGUAAAAAGAAAACUUUCUCAAAAUUUUGUAAUAGUUUAUCCCAAAUCUUUUGGGAAGAUGCGGAAAAUACAAAUGCUACUGGUGACAUUAGACUUGAAAAAAGAUCUAUCGUUUUUCCUGUUCGUAAUAGCCCUCUUCAAGUUGAAUAUUGUGAUGAUUCUUGUGUUGCUCUUUGUGAGGCUGAUUUCACAAAUGGCUCUCAUGAAAAAGCUUUCGAAUAUUUAAGAAGACAAUUCGAAAUUACUGAUCAUGACUCUAAUUUGGUCGAUUUAUGUGUUGUCUUUUUACCUUUUGAUUAUAAUAGUUUUCCUCCUGAUUUAUUACCUACUAUGAAAAAAUUACAAGAAAGAGUUACUUUAUUUCCUGUGAUUUCUUCAAAUGUUCAAAGAUAUUCUAAACUUGAACGUGAACAAAAAAGACGUAUUAUUGUAAAAAAAUUAGAAGAAAAUGGUAUUGAUAUUUUUAUGUGGAAAUCUGAUCAAAUUCUUGAAGAUUCUGACAUCAUGGGUGAUUCUAAUUCUCGUCACGAAACUGUUUAUACAAAAAAAAUCUUAACUGUGGAUGAAUUUAUCAAAUUCGAUAGUGCACAAGUUUAUGAAGACCUUCAACUAUUUCGUGCUCGUGCCAUAGAUCUUAGAAAUGAUCGUUUACGUUAUGAACGUGCAAAGCGGCGUACUCAACAAUGUGACAAAAUUGCUAGUAUAUUAAGAGAUUUUAUUGUCAUGUGCAUGAUUCUCUAUACCGUCUACUUGUUUGUUUCUAGUGUUUGGCAUUAUGCUGAAUGGUCGGUUAUUCCAUCAGAAUUUGCCCAAUCACUUCAGGCUAUAUCACGCGCUUCUUUAAAGACUCCUAAUGGCCCUCAUUGGAUUGACAUAGGAAAUGGUGACGUUGAUACCCAAAUAGAAGUUGUACAAGAAUCUUCGAAUCAUUAUAUUUUUGAUGUAGUGAAUAAGAAGAAUUUCUAUGAUCAUGCUGAAAAAGAUGUUUUUGAAGUUGUUGUUACACACAACCCACCCCAGGUUUUGGGUCGUCAUUCGGUUUUAGAUUUAGGUAAUGGUAGAUAUUCUUUUGAUAUUGAUACUUCUAAUGCAAAAGGUGAUGUUAUUAUCGAGAUAAGAAAGAAUGGGCAAGUGGUUAAAGUAUUCCCUUGGUAUCCUAAGAAAAAGGAUAAAGCUGGUGAGAAGUCAAAAGACACUACUAUUAGCAAAAAGUCUGAGAAUAUAAGUUUCUUGGAUUCAUUUAAUAAUGCCGCACUGGACAUAAGCCUGAAAAUCAAUAAUGCCUUCGAAAAUGCUCUAUAUUGGUCUUAUUCAUCAGCCGUAUAUAUUGAAGAUAAAGCUAUUAUUGUAUUACGCCAUAUUGGCGAACAGGCAACGAUAGCCGCUAUUGUUGUAUGGGAAUCAAUAAAAUAUUGGAUUCCUUUCGUUUGGGAAAAAUUAUUGAUUUUUUCUAAUGAUUACGUGGCGAGGCUUAGGUAUGCCGCAAAGAGAAUCAAGAAAGGUGCUUUCCGGAUGGGAAAAUACAUGAAAGAUUAUCUCGACCUCGCUGAAGAUGACC